CGUACACUGAAUUGUUAAGUAUGAAGUUGAGAACUAAUACUACUUCAUUGCAAUUUACUUUAUUAUAAGUGUUUUGCAUAAGCAAUAUCUUCAAAAAUAGUUCGUAAAUUCAAGACAUGGUUUAGAAUAUAUAUGUGCUACAAAACAUGGACAAUCCGCUUUACAGAGAAAAUCAAGAUUCUGCACUUGAAGAAACAAAUGGGAACAACACUGUAGAAUCUAUGACUAUGUUCGACCGUGUGUUUAAAAGAGAAUCUUUCUGGACUAAAUACCGUUCGUUUCUGUGCGCUGUUGGUGGUUUGUUAGUUGGUUGUUUUAUUACUGUUGGAUUUUGUUAUCUCUUCUUUAAUUUAGGAAAAAAACAAAACGACGGAAAUGUUCAGUCAAGUUUAGUGGGUGCCAGUCAACAGGAAGAAAAUCGAAUUUCCAGUGUAAUUGAAGACGUGAACAAGACUAAAGAAGAUCUUAUGGUUAUUCACGAUAUGAGAAAAGAAUUAAUUAACUAUCUGACGGAUAUUAAAAACACUUCGCUGAAAGAGCUUUUGAUUGUGGAGACGUCUUUUGAUGCGACUAUGCAACUACUUAAUGAUAUACGUCAAAAAAGUGAACAAGAGCUUUCUAAUAUGAUAGAAACAGGAAAACAAAUGUCGGAACUGAAUACAGAAUUCCGUGAAAGCAGUAACGCUGCGCAUUUAAGCAUGAUCGAAUCAAGAAACCAAAUGUCGGAAUUUCGUACAGAAAUGAGAAAAAAUAACUUAAAUGAAACAAGAAUCAUACAACAGUGGAGAAAUGAAAGUCAGAUACAGAACCAAGAGUUUCGGAUGAAAAGUCAAAAAGAUCUCAAGUCCUUUCAGAAAAUGAGAUACGAUAUAUUGAAAGUCUUAGCAGCUACUGACAUGUGUGUGCGGAACGAAACUUUCAACAUGACAGAACCAACACAACCUACAGAGAUAGACUACACACUGCGGGAUUGUCUAGCGUGGAAACAGAAUGGUAGCUUGACUGAUGGGGUAUACAGUAUUAGUCCUGAUGAUACAACGACACUUGAUGUAUACUGUGAUAUGACAACAGACGGAGGAGGCUGGGUUGUGUUCCAAAGGCGAUUUGAUGGCAGCGAAAAUUUCUUCAGGGGCUGGCAGGCGUAUGAAGAUGGUUUUGGAGACAUCAACGGAGAGUUUUGGAUAGGGAAUAAAUAUAUUCAUAUCUUAACUCAAGUCCCUACUGAGCUACGCAUUGACUUAAUGGCUUGGGAUAACCAGAAGGCGUAUGCAAAGUACUCCACGUUCAUUAUUGGUGAUGCUGAAUCAAAGUAUACGCUAUCUGUUGAUAAUUUCAGUGGAGAUGCUGGUGAUGGUUUAAAUUAUCACCAUGGACUGAAGUUCAGUACCUUUGAUCAAGAUAACACACAAAGACACACAACAUGCGCUGCCAGGAACAAGGGAGCAUGGUGGUACAAAGCUUGCAGUCACUCCUCGUUGAACGGGGAAUACCUAAAAACCAAUGGCAUAGCUGAUCAAAAUAUGGGAGUCAACUGGGAAAAAUUCAAAGGAGACCAUUACUCAUUAAAGUCGACCUCCAUGAUGCUUCGUAGGAAGACAUAAAAAGCAAUGAUUGAAACUGAGGAACUUAUUACAUGUGUUCAAUAUUAUAAAGCCACAUUAUUUCUUUGAAAAUGCAAUAUUAAUAACAAAACUAUUUUUUAAAGAUUUCAUCAAUUCAUCUGUUCAUUUUGAAAUAUCUCUGUAUGAAAUAUAAGUAUAUACAUUUGUCCGCAACAACCGAUAACAAAAACUACUUGAAGAUGUAACAAUCCCUAUUACAAAAAUAUCUAUACUAAGAGAAAUCGAAAAAUUGGCAUUAUGAAGUGACUUGAAUUUAGCGGGUACAUAUCAAAAUUUAAAAAAGAAUUUCUGACAGUCUUCUUCGAUUUUCCAAAACGUAACCAUUAAACGUCGAUAUGAUAGGGCAUACUAUCAGAAGAAAUAUUAAUAAUAACAUGCGUUUGCUAUAACCUUUAUUUUUUAUCUAAAGUAUUAACGAUUCAAUACCUCAAUUUGUAGAGACAUUAAAUCAUAUCACAAAUUUAAAGUCAUAUGAAACGAGUUUCUUGUAAUUUUAAUGUUAUCGAAAUUGUUGAACCAAUGCUAGCAUAUAUACAAAACUAAGUCUUGCAUGCAUGUUUUUCAUAUUUAUUACGAAUCUAUAACGUAUUAUUGACAAAUAACAUUAUAUUCAGUGAUUGUUGAUCGCAGGCAAAUUAACUUUCGAGUUUGUUGCCGAAGUUUACCGGAUCGUGACAUUAAUAAACAAUCAAUUAAGAUCACGUGGAGCUUGUGCCAAAUGAGUGACUUGAUAGAGCCAUGAUAUCUGUUGUUAUAUUUUCCAUGCAUUCCCAUUUGUUAAUUAAAUUUUCCUUAAGAGAUGUAAAA
Mytilus californianus (California mussel) is the source of this 2429-nucleotide messenger RNA. Its product is annotated as angiopoietin-related protein 7-like. NCBI's taxonomy places the organism in Eukaryota, Metazoa, Mollusca, Bivalvia, Mytilida, Mytilidae. The record is from RefSeq and is a predicted model, not a curated record. The coding region runs from base 147 to 1601 and encodes 484 amino acids. The transcript has 12 exons.